CAAUCGACCACCACAAACACAUAGAGAAGAGGGAUGUGUUCUGAACUAAAUUAUCUAUUUGUUUAUUUGAGUGCAUUUACUUAUUUGUAAACGUGCCACACUUUUGCAGACUCACUGCACGCGCAACUGGGAACUAUUUUGGUUCAAUAAAGGGGUAAAUAAACAACGGGCCAGUUCUAGCAUUAACAUCUUAGUUUUGAACACUGAAACUGGAUAAUGAGUAGUGACUCAUUAAUAAGCACUUACUUGUUACCCGUUAAAGGAAAAAAACAACACAAUUUCAAAGUUAAAACAAAACCAACAUAAAACACCCAAAAUAAAACAAUACCUUAAUCUAAAACAACUACUAAACCUGUUGAAUUUGAGCCAUAUGUUAGUUCACUAGGUACAAGUCAAGAAUACUACAUAACGCCUGUGGCACCUUUGGGUAUCGCACAUGCGCAGUGCGACCGGAGACACGACGUUGAAGCGUCACCGCAAACGGCGCUAGAAAUAACAAGAUGAAGACGUCUUCUCCACCAAAGCGUGAGUGAAAUAAGUGCUCUCCGGUUGCGCCACGUGGGAUACUCUCGUUCCGCGUGUACGGACUAUGUUUGACUGCGCAUGUGUCCAUUGUACCGCAAUGAAAGGACACAAGACAGACACCAUUUUUAGUCUACUAAGUUAUGUUCCAAAGUGUAUUCUUAUCAGGUUCAUCGGCGCGCGCUUGUUGCUAAGGACGCUAGUUGCUAGGGUUCCUGUCGCUAACAGGAAAUUGGAAUAACCACUUCCGGGUGAAGAGAGCCAAGCGGGAUCCACGUGAGCCAUCAAAGGGUUCAAAACGGAAACCGAUGAGGACGUGAUCUUUGUUUCCGAAAAGUCCUCAAUUAAAUCCAAAAAGAUCGCCGUUGACAAGGCGAAGCGACUGGAUCUGCAACGAGAUAUUGAUCAACAGUCACAGCCCACGAAGCUAGCCAAACUCUUGAAAAGCCAUCAGUCGGUUGCAGUUGGGAUGGAGAAAGUGAAGACGGAAAAGAAGAAGAAAUCUCUGUCUGUAAAGAAAAGUGUCGCUGUUGAUGAUGGAAACCUAGCAGAGGGGAAAAGGGACAAGAAGAAGGUCAAGGAGGUUGAUAUAAUUGUAAUAGAUGAGGAUUCUGUGGACGAAAGUGGUGAGCAAAAAGAGCCAAAGAAAAAGAAAAAGAAAAGCAUAAUUGUCUCUGAAUCAUUGAAUGGUUCUUGUGUCAAGAAUGGAAAUGACAAAGAAGUCAUCAAGAAGAAGAAAAAAAAGACUGUACCGCUCAGUUCAGUAAUAGAAGAAGUGGAAGAGAGUCAGAGGAAGGUGAAGAAAACUAAAAAUAAGUCUGUUCAAAAUAAACAACAAAAUGAGGAGGAGGAAGAACAUCAAAUCAGGAAGGAUAAAAUGCCCAAGAAAAACAAGAAGGGAACAAAUACUUUGGUUGUAAACACAGAGAAAAGUCAGAAGCAAGUUAAAGAAAAGAAGAAAAAGAAAACCACCGAAGGAACAGAAAAGAAAAAAUCCUCAAAAGUGACUGAGAAUGGAGUCCCAGAGCAAGUUGAAGAAGUAAAAGUGAAAAGGAAGAUGAAAAAGCAAGUCAAUGCCAAUGAAAAUGAAACAAAAUUAGCGGCGUCUGAGAUGAAAGGCAAAAAGAGGAAAUUGACAUCAGGCCAAAAGGUGGAGAACGACAAUACGCCCAACAAGAAGGAAAAACACACAAAGACUGAUGUUUCAAUAAUAGAUGAAGAAGAGAAGGAGCCUAGGAAAAACAAAAAGGGAGGGGGGGGUUCUGUGGAGGUUCGCAAAAUAAAGGAGAAAGAGCCAAAGAAGAAGAAGAAAAGGAAAGUGGAGAACUCAAAGGGAGGAGAGGAGGAACAAUUAAUCCUCAAUUGUGAUGAAGUUGAGGAGCAAAGUAUUGAAACAGAAGCCCCGGACACAAGGCACAGCAAGGAGAAGAAGAAGAAGAAGAAGGGCUCAACCAAGGAGGAAACAAAAAUGAAAGAUGUUAGUUCGGCAACCGGUGCAAAAGAGAGGAAGAUUAAAGAAGAGGGGGAACACCAAGAGGGGUCAAACCACUGCGACGUGGUCUUCCUGUCGAAGAAAGCUGGAAACACGGAUGAGGUCACCAUAAACCGGGAAAGAAGACUGGCUUUACAAAUGGAGAUCGACAAGGCGUCUCAACCUCAGAAAUCAGACAAACCAACGGGUGUCGGCCAGUGGGGCACGGCCCAGUUCAACAGCUCUGAACAGCAGCAGAAGUUCCUCCGAUUGAUGGGAGGCUUCAAAAAGGGUUCCGCUCCCGCUGUGGGGAGCACCCACACAGCAAACAUGGCACUGGGGAAAGAAGCACAGCAGCAGUUGCAGCAAGGGCUUCUGGGACAGUUUGAACUCGCUAAGUCGCGCAGAAUCAAUGUCAGUAACAAGGCAGCAGGACUUGGGUUCAGUGCACCAGCCAGUAAGAAGUUCUCCAUCGACAUCAAUACCCGUCGAUCAGUUCGCUUUGAUGAUUGAUGUCUGUGCGUAUGUGUUAUCUUCAAGAGAUCUUUGUGUGGGAAUACACAAUUUUAAAAUGUUUUACUUAAGAUUCAGACACCUGACUGAUCAAGUUCACCAGCAAAUGUACAUCACACGAGGCUGCUGUUAUUUGUAAUCGAGACUGAACACACAUGACAAAAUGUUUGUACGUACUGUUAUUUAAACAUCUGACUUAAGAGAUCA
Molecule: messenger RNA, 2713 nt
Organism: Gasterosteus aculeatus aculeatus (three-spined stickleback)
Lineage: Eukaryota; Metazoa; Chordata; Actinopteri; Perciformes; Gasterosteidae
Gene: knop1
Product: lysine-rich nucleolar protein 1
Source: RefSeq, a predicted model, not a curated record